Messenger RNA from Diaporthe citri, 996 nucleotides. RefSeq lists its product as uncharacterized. Bases 1 to 996 code for a protein of 331 amino acids. The transcript has 2 exons. The record is from RefSeq and is a predicted model, not a curated record. Gene Ontology annotation, molecular function: feruloyl esterase activity. Lineage: Eukaryota; Fungi; Ascomycota; Sordariomycetes; Diaporthales; Diaporthaceae.
AUGUUGUUUGGGUUCAAGCACUUCUUCCCUGCCCUCCUUGCGUCACAGACAAGCGUUACAAGGGCAACGCAAGUCGUCUUGAGCGACGCCUCUGCGAAGCAACCUCAGACGGGCAGUGUCGCUUAUACGCUUCCCACUGAGCGCACCUUUUUACUCAACGUGCCAGCUGCAUAUAAACAUGAAGAGCCACAUCCCCUGGUGCUCUCAUUCCACGGAGCUGGCGGCUUCAGUGAAAAGCAACAGCGCAUCACGGAGCUCUCUGAUUCGUCCCUGAACAUAGCAGGGAAGCCAUUUCUCACUGCCUAUGCACAGGGCGUGAACAACACGGAAUGGAACAUGAGACACAUCUGGAAAGGGGCACCGUACGAGAACAGCUCAGUCGACGACAUCGCCUACGUGUUCGACAUCAUCAAGGCCAUCUCAUCCAUAUACACCAUCGACCGGUCCCGCAUCUACGCAUGCGGCAAGUCCAACGGCGGAGGCUUCACCAGCCUGCUGGCAUGCCGGCCAGACACCUCAAGCACCAUCGCGGCGUUCGCGCCCGUCAGCCCGGCCCUGUACCAGGGCACCUACGCCUUCCACAACUGCACGCCGUCACGGCCCGCGCCGAUAUUCCACGUCCACGGAAUCGAGGACGUCAUCACCCCAUUCUACGGGCGGACCCCCGAGGAGGGAAGCUUCGGCCCAGAGCCGGACGUCAGGCUCUGGCGCCGGCAGUGGGCGGAGCGCAACGGCUGCGCCAGGGGCGGGUACCCGGGCCAGUUCCCCCAGCCCGACCACGUCAAGGAGGUCCACCCGGGCGCGUGGGAGGAGGUCUGGGACUGCCCCGGCGCGGAGGUCAGGGCGCUGAGCGUCGAGGGCCUGGGACACGCUUGGCCAUCCACUAUUGGGUUGGACUUGGCUGGGCGGCCUAACCACACUGCGAACUUCAACCUGACGAACCAGCAUCUGGUGCAAUUCUUCUCUAGACACUCUCUUGGGAAGGUUUCUGAAUAA